Messenger RNA from Aphanomyces astaci, 951 nucleotides. RefSeq lists its product as hypothetical. The record is from RefSeq and is a predicted model, not a curated record. NCBI's taxonomy places the organism in Eukaryota, Oomycota, Saprolegniomycetes, Saprolegniales, Verrucalvaceae. Bases 70 to 813 code for a protein of 247 amino acids. The transcript has a single exon.
AGCACCAGUAUUGUAACCUCACCACUUGAUUUCAACUAACUACCUACCUACUACCUACAUCGAUCCACCAUGCUUCGUGCCAUCUUCUCCCUUGCUGGGAUGGACAUCUCUGCGACGAAUGUGCUGCGCCACCUUCAAUCUUCGUACGAAUACAGCCGCGGGUCCGCCACUACGGUGUUGGUCAUUGCCAUUGCGUUGAUCGCCGUGCUCGUAUAUAUCGGACUCCGCGUCACGUUUUGGGGGAUGACAUCGCCUCGGCUGUCCAUUUUCCUCUCGACUCUUGUGGCAGCCACGACGAUGCUCGGGAUUGUAUUGCCCGAUCUCGUGACGAUAUUGGUCGGGUUCGUGCUUGCUUUGAUCCUGUCGUUGGUGCCAGCCUGCCGCAAGGUUGGCAUUGUGGCCAUUGGUGCUGCAUACGGUACGACCGUCGUGGAUCUGUUGUUGGGAGCCAUUAAAUUGAUCUCGUCGGACCUGCGCGCGUCUUCGAUUGCGCUCGACAUCGUCGCGUUGGUGGCGAUGGUCGUGGCCGCCGCGUGGUGUGGGGUCCGCGCGUUGAAGGAGCACGAGACGUUCCUCGUUUUCGCCACCAGCUGCACGGGGGCCUUCGUAGUGUCUGGCUCCAUCGCAGCCGCCAUCGUGGUCGUAGUCGUCGGUGGUAUGGACACUUCGUUGUUUUACUACGCGCUCUGGGUGUGUAUUGGUGCGGGCCUUAUGUUUGGUGGUGUUAUGCGCCAAGCUGUUGCGCUGAACCAAGCGACUCCUAAUGUCUCUGUGACAAUUGCUACCCCUGUCAAGGACAAUACGAUCGUUUAACGUGGUUCUAUCAUUGAGAAGUGCAUGCCAUUGCGUUUCCUUUCCCAAAGGACACAAAGUUGUCCAGCCCGUCCUCUAUUUUAACUAUAGUUAUUACUACAGUAGUAGUAAUAUUAAUAUUCCGUACAUGUUGACAAG